AAAGGGGAGUAGUGGAGGAGGGGGGCAGCCUAUGGCCGAUUGGCCAUGCUUUAGCGCUGUAAGGAGUGUAUACCCAUAGCUGGUGGCUUGGGGGAGCAGUCAGACCCAUUUGCUUUUCAGUGAGAGCACAGAUUCCGGUGUCCACUCCCCAAGUAGCUUUAUUUCUGGGCUAGGAGACCGAGGCUGAGUCAAUGCAUACCCCCGUGGUGCAUGCAAGCAGGUGAGGAGAUGGUGGCUGGGCUAAGCGAGCUAGCUGCGGUAGGGUCACCAUCGUACUCGCAGGCAUUCUGCCGGAAGACCCAGGUGACCAGUGAGAUGGGUUUCUCUCAGGAAGAGGCGCGGCUGCGUCGGACACCCCAGGGAACUCGCUACCGCGCAACUUUGCCAGGUGCUCGGAAAACAGCCCUUCGCCUUAUCCAGGGCAGUCACCCAGAGGGCCAGGGGGCAGCGAGUGAUAGAAGACGCCGGGCUGGGUGGGCGAGACCCAGUUGCAAGGGUACUGUUAGCACCGAAAGGGAAGGGAAAAGGAAGGGCAUCGCAGCCUAGCACUCGGGUCUCCGAGUUCGCAUAGGACAGGUCCUGAUGGCACCUGCUGCGUCCUAGUCACCUCCUUAUUCCUAACCUCUGUCAACACUACUCCCGAGCCCAGCAGGCGCUCCUUUCCAAGGAACUAGAGGAGGUAGGCUAAAAGGGUGGCAGAAAGGGGUGGGGACAGUAGAGAGACAGUCCCAGCCUUCCCCGCCCUCCACCCCCACCACAACUCAGCAGCCGUCACGUGGUACCAGGAGUGGGAGGGGUGGGGGCAGAAGAGGCGAGACUUUUUUGGGUGCUCCGGAUCGCCAGUAGUUCUUCAAGCCUCAGCAGCCAACUCCUCUGGAGGCGCUGCGCUCCGCCCCAGGGAGCGCGAACCCAAGGAGCCUGGGACCAGCCUCUGGGAGCCCCCGGCGCGGGCGAUGCGGGCGCCGCGGGCGACACCUGCGGCUCCUCUCGGUGGCAGCCGUCGCUUGGGCGGCAGCAGCGCGAGCCUCGGCAGCCUCGGCAGCUACAGUCGCCGCGGCCAGAACAGCCUCCGCUGCGGUCGUGGUCUCUGAUGCUCUUGCCCGCUCCCGGCCCUGCCGAUCCGGGAGGAUGUGGGUUCUCGGCAUCGCAGCAACUUUUUGCGGAUUGUUCUGGCUUCCAGGGCUGGCGCUGCAAAUUCAGUGCUACCAGUGUGAAGAAUUUCAGCUGAACAACGAUUGCUCAUCCCCUGAGUUCAUCGUAAAUUGCACCGUGAACGUUCAAGACAUGUGUCAGAAAGAAGUGAUGGAGCAAAGUGCGGGGAUCAUGUACCGGAAGUCGUGUGCAUCGUCAGCAGCCUGUCUCAUUGCUUCAGCUGGGUACCAGUCCUUCUGUUCCCCUGGGAAACUGAACUCCGUGUGUAUCAGCUGCUGCAACACCCCUCUUUGCAAUGGGCCGAGGCCCAAGAAGAGAGGCAGCUCUGCCUCGGCCAUCAGGCCAGGGCUUCUCACCACUCUCCUGUUCUUCAACUUAGCCCUCUGCUUGGCACACUGCUGAAGCUAAAGGAGAUGCCAACCCCUGCUGCCUCACCUGGCUGGCCCUUCGUCUCUCACCUUCCCGAGUCUCUUCUGGGUGUCCUUUUAUUCUGGGUAGACAAGGGAGUCUUUUUGUUCCCUCCUUUCAAGUAACGCAAGAUUGCCAUGCACAAAUACUUUUGUAAGCUCUGAACCAAUUCACUCUGAAUUUCUGUGUGUAGUUGAAGAAAAAGCAUGGAGCAGAAAGUCCAGACCCUCCCAUCCCAAUCUGGUUAACCACCGCCAAGGCUAGCCUGGAAGAACCAGCCCUUAGAAGUCAUUGAGAUAUGCAUCUGCCUUUCCCAAAGCCUUCCAUUCUGUCCCAAUAGGAGUCACAGUCUAUUCAGAGACUGCUGCUGCGUGAAGGUAACUUUGCUUUUGCGGGAGGGGAGAGCCAGUUUCGGCUCAAGGCUUCUGAACUUGCCAUUCAUACUUCCUGCUCCUGUAAACUAUUUUCUGUGGUGGACCCAGCUGGUUUGGUCUCUGAGCCAGUUUGUGGUGACUCAGGACUCAAGGGCUGGGGCUUAACCUCUCCAGGCUUGGCCUCAGUCUGAAAAGUGCUUAAGAAAACCUUGUUAGUUCUCCUGGAGGAAGAGUUACUGCGCCGGGAGGCUAGAAAGAUGAGGGGGCUGCGGGCUGAGCUGGUGCUGUCCUUGGUGGAGAUGAAGCGGGCACGCUGGCGUUUCUCUUGGUUGGCAUGCUGCAGAGUUAGCCGGCAGCAGAGCACCUGCCAGAACACCUUCCGGAACUGCUGAGAGGACACGUUGUAGAGGAGAGGGUUGACCACGGAGCUGAGGUAGAAGAAGGUGUCGGAGAAGGGCAGGAGGAUCAUGUAUGCCCUGAAGUACGGUCUGGUCCAGUCAUGCUUGGGUUUUGCUGCAGCCAUGAUCCGUCGGAUCUGAUUGGGCAUCCAACACACGGCCAAUGUCACCACAAUCAGUCCUGGCAGGCAAGAACAGGAGAGAAAAGGAGACGGGGAGAGAAACAGCAUGAGAACAAAAAUAAAUAAAUAAAAACCCAUAAAAAAUUCAGCCCCUUGGUUCUGUUGCUUACUGGCCGAGAAACGGUACCAAUCUUUCAGCUCUGUGCUUGUCGGUUUCUUUUUGCCACUGGCAAAGGAGAAUUUAAUGCUGCUUCAAGCUCAGGGGACUUGGCUAUGUUAAAAAGCGUUAAAUGCUUUCGACAGUGUAUUUAUACUUGUGGAUGCCUGUUAAUUUUCAAAAUGUUUUCAUUGUUGCUCGUGUAUCCAGAAAAUAUCUCACGUUGGCCAUAAA
Molecule: messenger RNA, 2845 nt
Organism: Mus caroli (Ryukyu mouse)
Lineage: Eukaryota; Metazoa; Chordata; Mammalia; Rodentia; Muridae
Gene: Lypd1
Product: LY6/PLAUR domain containing 1
Biological process (GO): acetylcholine receptor signaling pathway
Molecular function (GO): acetylcholine receptor inhibitor activity
Source: RefSeq, a predicted model, not a curated record